AUGGCAGAUAAAUACGAUAAAAAUGGUUUUAAUAGUGGCGAUUUUAAACGAAAUUCUAAUCAAGAUAAGCCAGAAAAUGAACGGGAUCAAGAUGGCGAGGAAGGGCCUCAUGUUAAUGAAAAAGCCGGGGAAUAUAUGCGAGAAUUGUUAAGUGAAAAAAUUAAGCUAAGUAACGGAAAGUUUCCGUUAUCGACAAGACUUCUUGAUCAAGAGGUGGCUAAAGUGCAGGCAAAUGGGAGAAUUCCGCCUAAAGACUCUAAAUACGUCGAUGUCUAUAAAGAGAAACCAGUUAAGGUCAUUGUCAAAGUAUUGGUACCUGUUAAAGAACAUCCAAAGUUCAACUUUGUCGGCAAGCUGCUUGGCCCUAAAGGUAACACAAUGAAACAGUUACAAGAAGAGACCAUGUGUAAAAUGGCAGUGCUUGGAAGAGGAUCAGUCAGAGAUAGACAGAAAGAGGAAGAGCUCCGAAACUCUUUGGAUCCAAAAUAUGCACAUUUAUCAGAUGAAUUACAUGUGGAGAUAUCUGCAUUGGCGCCACCUGCAGAGGCUCAUGCAAGAAUUGCUUAUGCUCUGGCAGAAGUCAAGAAAUACCUUAUACCUGACACCAACGAUAUGAUUAGGCAUAAUCAAAUGCGGGACAUGGGUGACAGAGAUGCAGGGCCGGGACCGGGGCCAGGGCGUCGCCCUUUACUUGAAGGGCCGGAUGGGAGACCCAAGAACAUAAUGUACAGCGCAUGCACUGUUACCAAGCGCUCCUUCUCCUACCGGGAUCCCAUACAUAGUAAUGAGUCAGAAGUUGUGCGUCCUCCUCCUCCACCACGGAUGCCGCAGCCACCGCCACCGAUGCGUGCGCCUCCUGCAAAAACCAAGGUGCUGAGUAUAUUGGACAGAGCUCGCUCGGCAAUGGAGACUUCGUACGCAUAUGAUGAUGCGUAUGCUGCGCCUGAGCCUCCGCAGGUGCGCGGUCCGCCGCGCGGGGCGCCGCCGCCCGACGAGUUCUACUACGAGCGCGCGCCGGAGCGCUUCUACGAGGACGACGGCUACGGCUACAAGGAGGAGCCGCGCGAGUUCAAGCCGGCGCGAGACGUCGGCACGCGCCGCCCCGGCCCGCCGCCGCCGCAGCGCCACUUCGCCCGCCCGGCGCCCUACGGACGCCCGCCCAAAACCGGAGGUAAGAAACGUGGUCAGUAG
Molecule: messenger RNA, 1191 nt
Organism: Parnassius mnemosyne (clouded apollo)
Lineage: Eukaryota; Metazoa; Arthropoda; Insecta; Lepidoptera; Papilionidae
Source: the annotation of a GenBank genome assembly